Epinephelus fuscoguttatus (brown-marbled grouper) is the source of this 3603-nucleotide messenger RNA. RefSeq names its product sarcoplasmic/endoplasmic reticulum calcium ATPase 2. The transcript is spliced from 24 exons. Lineage: Eukaryota; Metazoa; Chordata; Actinopteri; Perciformes; Serranidae. Gene Ontology annotation, biological process: intracellular calcium ion homeostasis; calcium ion transmembrane transport. Gene Ontology annotation, cellular component: membrane. The record is from RefSeq and is a predicted model, not a curated record. Bases 406 to 3603 code for a protein of 1065 amino acids. Gene Ontology annotation, molecular function: P-type calcium transporter activity; ATP hydrolysis activity; ATP binding.
UUUAUUGGCUAUUGUAGCGUGUAGGCUGAGUAUUAGUGACCCACAGACACUCCUGCAGCCAGGACAAGGAGUAAUAAUACCACACUGUCUGUACAAACUUGUCUUAAUAUAUUUAGAGAAUAAUUCGCCUUAAAUAAGCCUUAUUUUUUUCCUUAAAAAACAACAUUUUUACCACGCGGGAACCGGGUACUCUUUCAAUGGAAAUAUCGUUCUGAUGAUUUUUCACUCAUGAGCGGCUGUCACAAUAUAACUAGCUAGAUAGCCUGUUGUGAAAACUAUCAUUCAAAGUAUAUUUUGCUGUUUUUUUUCCGUCGCUGUGGGGAAUUUAAUCCAAAACCCAUGGUGCUGUGAUAUACACUGUCUUACUGGAACUGUAGGGAUAGUGGACAGACGCCACACUCUGCGAUGGAUAAUGCUCAUACUAAGACGGUGGAGGAGGUUUUGGGCUUCUUCAGUGUAAAUGAGUCUACAGGUCUGAGCUGUGAACAGCUGAAGAAGAACAGGGAAAGAUGGGGACCCAACGAAUUGCCAGCAGAAGAAGGGAAGUCACUGUGGGAGCUGGUCCUGGAACAGUUUGAGGAUCUGCUGGUGCGAAUCUUGCUGCUGGCUGCGUGCAUCUCCUUUACCCUGGCUUGGUUUGAAGAAGGGGAGGGGACAAUCACAGCCUUUGUUGAACCCUUCGUCAUCCUCCUCAUUCUCAUCGCCAAUGCUAUUGUAGGAGUAUGGCAGGAGCGUAAUGCAGAGAAUGCCAUUGAGGCUCUGAAGGAGUACGAGCCAGAGAUGGGCAAGGUGUACCGACAGGACAAGAAGAGUGUCCAGAGAGUCAGAGCCCGAGACAUCGUUCCUGGAGACAUUGUGGAAGUCGCAGUUGGUGAUAAGGUUCCAGCUGACAUCAGGCUGACGUCCAUCCGUUCCACCACUCUGAGGGUGGACCAGUCCAUUCUGACAGGGGAGUCUGUGUCGGUGCUCAAACACACAGACCCUGUACCAGACCCCCGUGCUGUCAACCAGGACAAGAAGAACAUGCUCUUCUCUGGCACCAACAUUGCAGCAGGCCGUGCCAUCGGUGUUGUCGUGGCAACGGGGGUGCAAACAGAGAUUGGGAAAAUCCGAGAUGAGAUGGCCUCAACUGACCCUGAACGGACCCCACUACAACAGAAACUAGACCAGUUUGGAGAACAGCUGUCUAAGGUCAUCAGUGUGAUCUGUGUGGCAGUGUGGGCCAUCAAUGUGGGACACUUUAACGAUCCAGUCCAUGGAGGCAGCUGGCUGAGAGGAGCUGUGUACUAUUUCAAGAUCGCUGUCGCACUGGCUGUAGCUGCCAUACCAGAAGGCCUCCCAGCAGUCAUCACUACUUGCCUGGCACUGGGCACCAGGAGGAUGGCCAGGAAGAAUGCCAUCGUCCGCAGCCUGCCAUCAGUGGAGACGCUGGGUUGCACUUCGGUUAUCUGCUCUGACAAGACAGGAACACUGACCACCAACCAGAUGUCAGUCUGCAGGAUGUUUGUAGUAGACAGUGUGUCGGGGGAGCGCUGCAGCCUGAGCGAGUUUUCAGUGACUGGAUCUACUUACGCCCCUGAAGGGGAAGUUUAUAAGGAUGGCUCAGUGGUGAAGUCCAGUCAGUACGAAGGCCUGGUGGAGAUGGCCACCAUCUGUGCACUGUGCAAUGACUCAUCACUGGACUACAAUGAGGCAAAGGGUGUGUAUGAGAAGGUUGGGGAGGCAACAGAGACUGCCCUCUGCUGUCUGGUGGAGAAAAUGAACGUGUUCGACACCGACCUGAGAGGACUGAGCCCUGCUGAGAGAGCUACAGCGUGCUGCUCUGUGAUUAAGCAGCUGAUGAGGAAGGAGCUGACGCUGGAGUUUUCCAGAGACAGGAAGUCCAUGUCUGUCUUCUGCUCAUCCAAUAAACUUACCAGGUCGGCUUCUGGAGCCAAGAUGUUUGUCAAGGGAGCUCCAGAGAGCGUGUUGGAGCGCUGUAAUUAUAUCAGGGUUAGCGGUUCGGCUCGUGUGCCUUUGAGCUCGGCGGUACGAGAGCAGCUCCUGUCCACUGUGCGGGAAUGGGGAUCAGGUCGGGACACGCUACGUUGCCUCGCCAUGGCAACCAGGGACAAUCCCCCUGAUAUCCACUGCCUCAACCUGGAGAACACAGCUGCCUUUGCUGACUAUGAGUCGGACCUGACCUUUGUGGGCUGUGUGGGCAUGUUGGACCCCCCCAGGAAAGAGGUGCUUUGCGCCGUCAGAAUGUGUCGGCAGGCUGGCAUAAGGGUCAUCAUGAUCACAGGUGACAACAAAGGGACAGCCCUGUCUAUCUGUCGGAGGGUGGGCAUCAUCACGGAGCAGGAAGAGGAGCAAGAGGGCGCGGGGGUCAUCGGUGGCCUGACGGGGCGGGAGUUUGAUGAGUUGCCCCCUCACCUGCAGCGUCAGGCCUGCAGGACGGCACGAUGCUUCGCCCGGGUGGAACCAGCACACAAGAGUCGUAUAGUGGAGUACCUUCAGAGCCUGAGUGACAUCACUGCCAUGACAGGUGAUGGGGUGAACGACGCACCUGCACUGAAGAAGGCGGAGAUUGGCAUUGCUAUGGGCAGCGGCACAGCGGUGGCUAAGUCAGCCUCUGAAAUGAUCCUGGCUGAUGAUAACUUCUCUACCAUCGUGGCUGCGGUGGAGGAGGGCCGAGCCAUUUACAACAACAUGAAACAGUUUAUCAGAUACCUGAUAUCCUCCAACAUAGGAGAGGUGGUCUGUAUUUUCCUGACGGCCGCACUUGGCAUGCCUGAAGCGCUGAUCCCUGUCCAGCUGCUAUGGGUCAACCUUGUCACAGACGGUUUCCCGGCAACAGCUCUGGGCUUCAACCCUCCAGACCUGGACAUUAUGUCCCGCCCUCCCCGUUCCCCCAAGGAGCCUCUGAUCUCCAGCUGGUUGUUCUGUCGCUACCUCAUCAUCGGAUGUUAUGUGGGAGCUGCAACUGUCGGCGCUGCUGCCUGGUGGUUCAUGGCAGCCCACGACGGACCAAAACUUUCCUUCUAUCAAUUGUCCCACUACCUGCAGUGCAGUGAGGGACACAUUGAGUUUGCCGGCGUGCAGUGUUCAGUCUUUGAGUCUCCAUAUCCCAUGACUAUGGCCCUGUCUGUCCUGGUUACCAUAGAGAUGUGCAACGCCUUGAACAGUCUUUCGGAGAACCAGUCCCUGCUGAAAAUGCCUCCCUGGUCAAACCCCUGGCUGGUGGGUGCCAUCUGUCUGUCCAUGGCUCUACACUUCCUCAUUCUAUAUGUAGACCCACUUCCGGUGAUUUUCCAGAUACGCCCUCUGUCUUGGCCUCAGUGGGUGGUGGUGUUGAAGAUGUCACUUCCUGUCAUCUUGAUGGACGAGGCUCUCAAGUUUCUAGCCCGCAACUACAUCGAGCCAGGAAGCCAGAUCCAGUCACUGGAAGAGGAGGAGGAGCUGCGGAGGACGGGGGCUAACACAGGAUUUGUUGGUGCCAUGAUGACGAAGCUGCGCCAGUCGCUGAAGGGCGUGUCCUGGUCGUUCGUCCUGAUCUCUGCACCGCUAGUGAUCUGGAUCUUCAGCCUGGACUCUGACAUCACCAACAUCUUCUGGGAGUGA